AACACGACCCAAGUCGCAGAGACAGCAAAGAGAUGAGAGCCAGUCCAACGCCAUUAUCUUCUUCUCACCUCCACCCACUCCUCGGCUCAUUCGCCGCCGCCCGGCGGCUCCAUCGUCGAUAUCCGCCACAGGGGAAUCUGGGUUCUGACGACCAUUACCAGAACAACGCCACCAAGUACUGGGACAAGUUCUACAAGCGCCACCAAAACAAGUUCUUCAAGGACAGGCAUUACUUGGAGAAGGACUGGGGAGCGUACUUCUCUGAUGAUCAUUGUGGUACCUCAUCAACCAAUGGGAAGGUCCUUUUGGAGGUUGGCUGUGGAGCUGGCAAUACUAUCUUUCCACUUGUGGCUGCUUAUCCCAAACUUUAUGUUCAUGCUUGUGAUUUCUCGCCCCUUGCAAUUGAACUUGUUAAGUCUAAUGUAGAUUUCAGAGGAGAUCGUGUAAAUGCAUUUGUCUAUGAUGUUGCAAGUGAUGACCUUAGUGAUAAAAUUAAACCUUCAUCUGUUGAUGUCAUUACCUUGAUUUUCAUGUUAUCUGCAGUUUCUCCAAACAAGAUGCCCCUGAUUCUACAGAACCUGAAGAAAGUACUAAAGCCACAUGGUGUUGUUCUUGUACGGGAUUAUGCUAUUGGAGAUUUCGCCCAAGUGAAGCUCCGAGAUAGGAAUCAGAAAAUCAGUGAGAACUUUUAUGUCCGAAGGGAUGGUACUUGCUCGUUUUACUUCUCUGAAGAUUUCUUGUCAAACUUGUUUUCAAGAGCUGGCUUCACUACUGUAGAUGUCAACAUAUAUUGCAAACAGAUAGAGAAUCGUUCUCAGAAUGUAACUAUGAAUAGGCGAUGGAUACGUGCCAUAUUCAGCAACUUUGGUUGCAAUGUUCCUGAUGCUGGUCCGAUUUGAGGACUUUGACUGGUGACAGUUUUGGUGAAACAUGGACUCAAUGAUCGCCCAAGUAUGCUGGUGGAACUGUGGAGAAGUUCUUAACUAAAAGGCUUAUACGCUUUCUAUCUUGUGGCCUUAACUAAAAGGCUUGUUUGUUUCCUAUCCUGCCAAAGAGAACUAAAGAUGGAAGUUUCUGGUAAGACAGAAAGCUUUUGCGGCUGAAGUGAUGAAUUGAAGAAGCUUGUCCAACCCAACUCAAAUUCAAAGAAUUAAUUGUAAAGAAGAUCCUACUCUCCUACAAGCUCAGUUGAACCUGAAUAAAUAUUUGAAAGAAGGCGGUAUAUCUGCAAGGACUUGGUGUCUUGCCCCAUUCAGUCCUACAGUGUUUUUUAACAAUCAUGAUUUAUUCAAGUAUGUGAUAUAUAAUUCCAAUGAUUCAGGUGUAUGGGUGUUGUAUUCCCUGAGGAGAACUGACUCCUUUCUACCUAAUGAAAGAUGGCCUGGUUUAUAAUUCA
Messenger RNA from Vitis vinifera (wine grape), 1396 nucleotides. RefSeq lists its product as uncharacterized. The transcript is spliced from 9 exons. The record is from RefSeq and is a predicted model, not a curated record. Bases 33 to 899 code for a protein of 288 amino acids. NCBI's taxonomy places the organism in Eukaryota, Viridiplantae, Streptophyta, Magnoliopsida, Vitales, Vitaceae.